AUGUCGAAUUUGUCAAAGCUUGAAUUUGUGGCACUUGACAUUUCUGAAAAAAACUAUUUGUCAUGGGUACUUGAUGCUGAAAUUCACCUUACCGCUAAGGGUCUUGGUGAUAGUAUAAUCGAAGGAAAUAAAGUAUUAAGUCAGGAUAAAGCGAAAGCUAUGAUUUUUCUUUGUCAGCAUCUUGAUGAAAACCUGAAGGUUGAAUACUUAAUAGUGAAAGAUUCACUUGAAUUGUGGGUAAGUUUGAAAGGGAAGUAUGACCACCUCAAGGCAACGCAUAAUGAUCUUUUAAUGAAAAAUCAUGUAGCUCGUCUCGUUGGAAGUUCUCCAUUACCGGAGGCACACGGCCAGUCUGAAAUAAGACAAAGUAAUCGGGGCCAUGAUAAUGUGUGUGGGCGUGGCAAAGGCAAAAGACGAUAUAAUAAUCGUCGAGGUGGCGGUUAUAACAAAAGGGAGAACAAUAUAGGUUCUCAAAAUAAUCCGUCAAAAGGAAAGGGCGAUCACUGUCAUCGUUGUGGCCUUAAAGGUCACUGGAAAAAUGAAUGUCGGGUACCUGAGCAUUUUGUCAGGCUUUAUCAAAAUUCCUUUAAAAGGAAAGGAAAUAAAGGUGGUGCCUCCUCUUCUAAUGCCCGAGUAGAGUCACAUUUGACUCUCAAAGAUGAUGCUCAGGCAGGGUCUUCUAAAAAAUAUGAUGAGAAUAUUGAGGCAAGUUUAGCAUUGAAAGAUGAUGUUAUUGAUGAGCUCAAUAAUAUUACUCAUUUGGAAGCUGAAAAGACUUCUUUGAGGAUCACAAUUGAAGAUUGA
Solanum stenotomum is the source of this 804-nucleotide messenger RNA. RefSeq lists its product as uncharacterized. Gene Ontology annotation, molecular function: nucleic acid binding; zinc ion binding. NCBI's taxonomy places the organism in Eukaryota, Viridiplantae, Streptophyta, Magnoliopsida, Solanales, Solanaceae. The transcript has 2 exons. The record is from RefSeq and is a predicted model, not a curated record. The coding region runs from base 1 to 804 and encodes 267 amino acids.